GGCAUCAUUCAACAAACACAUGUAACCUCCCAAGGUUGAAGGUUUUAGGCAACGACCCCCCCACAAUCACUGAUUCACAAUGUCUUCGUCUUCCCUGAGCUCCAAUGACCUGCACAGGAUUUUCCACAAGCUUGACCGAAAUGGUGAUGGCCUGGUGAGCCUUGGGGAGCUCAACUGGCUGCUUGAGAGAGUUGGUGUGCAGUACAGCCUGGAUGAGCUGGAGAGUCUCGUGGGGAACACCACCCUCGAUUUUAAUGAGUUCUUGGUGUUCUAUGAAUCCAUUUCGACCGAGAAAACGGGAGAGAGCGAGGUGGAGGAAGAGGAGGUGAAGGAGGAGGAGGAGGAGGAGGACGUGGGUGACCUAGCGAAGGCUUUCAGGGUGUUUGACUUGAACGGAGAUGGGUUCAUCACAUGUGAUGAGCUUCAGAGCGUGCUGUCCAGACUGGGAAUGUGGGAGGAGAAUGGUGGAGGUGAUUGCAGGAGCAUGAUCAAGGUGUAUGACACCAACUCUGAUGGGGUUCUUGAUUUUGAGGAGUUCAAGAACAUGAUGCUCCUCAGUACCAUCUGAACUCCAUCCAUCCAUCUUCAUCAUGAUUCUGCAUCCAUGCUUUUCAUCUUUGUACCACUACCCCAUCAUUAAUCUUCGUUCCUAUAUUUUUUUUUUUGUUAUCAUCUCAAUAAUCCACUGUAAAAUUUCGUGAAUCGGAAACUAUAUAUUAUUAUUAUUAUUAGUAUUA
This is a messenger RNA of Vitis riparia (riverbank grape), 737 nucleotides long. Its product is annotated as probable calcium-binding protein CML44. Gene Ontology annotation, molecular function: calcium ion binding. Bases 80 to 568 code for a protein of 162 amino acids. The record is from RefSeq and is a predicted model, not a curated record. The transcript has a single exon. NCBI's taxonomy places the organism in Eukaryota, Viridiplantae, Streptophyta, Magnoliopsida, Vitales, Vitaceae.